Rattus norvegicus (Norway rat) is the source of this 297-nucleotide messenger RNA. RefSeq names its product prostate and testis expressed 3 (gene Pate3). Bases 1 to 297 code for a protein of 98 amino acids. NCBI's taxonomy places the organism in Eukaryota, Metazoa, Chordata, Mammalia, Rodentia, Muridae. The record is from RefSeq and is marked provisional. The transcript is spliced from 3 exons.
AUGAACAGGCACUUCUUGCUGCUCGUCUCCCUCUUCUGCCUCAUUGUGGAAGCAACAACACUGAAGUGUACAACAUGCCACCUCCGCACACAGUCAGACCAUUGCAGAAGAGGCUUUGGUGUUUGCCUUGCUCAGAAGCACGAAACAUGCAUGAGCUUGAGGAUCUACUCCAAUGGCUCUCUCCAGACCUCAUACAUGGUGUGUCAGAGAUUCUGCAAGAAUUUGGCAUACAACUUCAACAAUCGAACUUAUAUUCAUAAAUGUUGCAACUAUGAUUUUUGUAACUUCAGACUUUAA